AUGAACCCCCGAGAAGAUUCCUCGUUUGCAGCUUUCCGGUUAAAGACCGAGAUUGAAUCUAUCCAACUUCUCCCAGGAUCACUGUUGAAUGUGGAUAGGUCUUCUGAGGAUAAAUACGCUAUGGAAAUAAAAUAUUCCAUGAUGAUCACAGAAGGAAUAUAUAAAAAUCGCUUGUUUCGAUUCAAGAUAAAGAUACCGCAUGCCUAUCCAUUUAAGCCUCCAAAGCUUUUGUGUCUGGAUAAAGUGUUCCAUCCAAAUAUUGAUGAUGAUGGAAAUGUUUGCAUGGAGAUUUUGAGGCUAGGGUGGAGGCCUAGCCAUGGGUUGGAGAGCAUACUUGUUAAUCUUUAUGUUAUAUUUGUUGAAAUCACAGGAGAAGAUGCAUUAAACACACAGGCAGGAGAUUUAUUCAAGCUAGACUAUGAAAGGUUUGUAAGAAUUGCAAGGGGCCAGGAAAGAAUCUAA
Molecule: messenger RNA, 462 nt
Organism: Encephalitozoon intestinalis ATCC 50506
Lineage: Eukaryota; Fungi; Microsporidia; Unikaryonidae
Product: ubiquitin conjugating enzyme E2
Exons: 1
Coding region: 1-462 (153 amino acids)
Biological process (GO): protein neddylation
Cellular component (GO): nucleus
Molecular function (GO): NEDD8 transferase activity
Source: RefSeq, a predicted model, not a curated record